CUGCGUUCAUUACCCACAAUCGCUUGCUUCACCCGAGAAGUUUGUCGUUUGUUUACUGACUGAAUUCAAGGGGUUUUGCGUUAUUAUUUCUCUUCUGAGAGUCCUGUGAAAAGGAGCCAUGGCGCAGUAUAAAGGAGCGGCCAGUGAAGCGGGGAGAGCGAUGCAGCUCAUGAAGAAGAGAGAAAGAGAGCGAGAACAGCUCGAGCAGCUCAAACAGAAGAUCGCAGAGGACAACAUGGUGAAGUCCAACAUUGAUAAAAAGUUCUCUGCUCACUAUGAUGCUGUGGAGCAAGAGCUCAAAUCCAGCACUGUUGGUCUGGUGACUCUGAAUGACAUGAAGGCAAAACAGGAAGCUCUGGUGAAAGAACGAGAGAAACAGCUUGCCAAGAAAGAGCAGUCCAAGGAGUUGCAGCUGAAACUGGAGAAACAGAAAGAGAAGAAAAGAAAGGAAGAGCAGAAAAGGAAGAUUGCCAGUUUAUCCUUCAAUCCGGAUGAAGGAGAGGAUGAAGAGGAGGAGGAGGAGGAGGAAGAGGAGGAGGAGGAUGAAGAAAUUGAGGAGGAGAUAUGCCUACCUGUAAAAAAGAAAAAACUAGGGAAGAACCCAGACGUGGACACCAGUUUCCUGCCGGACAGGGACAGAGAAGAAGAAGAAAAUCGUUUAAGAGAAGAGCUCAGGCAGGAGUGGGAAAGAAAACAAGAGAAGAUCAAAAGUGAAGAAAUUGAAAUCACUUUCAGCUACUGGGAUGGCUCAGGGCAUCGGAAAACUGUCAAGAUGAAGAAAGGCAACACAAUCCAGCAGUUUCUCCAAAGGGCCCUGGAAGUUUUGAGAAAAGACUUCAGUGAGCUUAGAUCAGCAGGAGUGGAGCAUCUAAUGUACAUUAAAGAGGAUUUGAUUAUCCCACAUCACCACAGCUUCUAUGAUUUUAUUGUGACAAAGGCACGAGGAAAAAGUGGUCCCCUUUUCAAUUUCGAUGUGCACGAUGACAUUAGGCUGGUGAAUGACGCCACUGUUGAAAAAGAUGAGUCUCAUGCAGGAAAAGUGGUGCUGAGGAGCUGGUAUGAGAAAAACAAGCACAUCUUCCCGGCCAGUCGCUGGGAACCUUACGAUCCCGAAAAGAAAUGGGAUAAAUACACAAUUCGGUGAGAUGCCGCACCGAUGUGACCUGCAGAGUUCCAAAACCAUCGUUCUCAUUCGUUGGUUUUAUUGACUCUGGGCAGCAGAAUGCUUCUUCACGUGUAGCAUUUUAGACCAUCAGUAACUCUUUUCACCCACAUUUUCAUUGUAUAUAGGAGAAGAUGAGGCAUAAACUGGUUGUGAAUUUAGUUUUUUGUCAUACACUUGUGUUUGAUAUAAACAACUAGGUCUUUUGUUUUUCUGCAACUGAUAUUGAUAAUUGUAAUUAAUGAAGUGUUUCAUUCAUCUAUUAAAAAAAAAAAAUCAGUCACUCUCGUAAA
This is a messenger RNA of Danio aesculapii, 1455 nucleotides long. RefSeq names its product family with sequence similarity 50 member A (gene fam50a). Gene Ontology annotation, biological process: chromatin organization. Lineage: Eukaryota; Metazoa; Chordata; Actinopteri; Cypriniformes; Danionidae. The record is from RefSeq and is a predicted model, not a curated record. The coding region runs from base 119 to 1144 and encodes 341 amino acids. The transcript is spliced from 13 exons. Gene Ontology annotation, cellular component: nucleus.